CAACAGAAAUGCCGACGUCAUCUCUGGCUGAAGGGCAAGCCAUCAAUCCAAUAUGUCUUUGACGGUGCCGCCGUGACACUCGCACAUGUGCACUCACACACAAACGGACACUGCAUCUUCACACAUUCUCUGGCAUAGGACCGACCGCGCACUCUUCUCUUUCCUCAUCUCUUUGUAGGUCGAUAGUUGCUUGCUUGCUGACUCGCGAUCGAAUACACACCUGGUCGCUUUACUUGUUGUCCUCCUGCUUUUGGCCGGUUUCGUUCUGUCCUCUUUGAACGCCUUUGUCCCAGCUCGACUCAGCCAUCCGAGUCGACCACAAUCCAUCUGGCUCGACCACUCAAGACACACGCACACGCCACACUCAUACCGUUCCCUUGUUCCGCCGAAGCAGCCAGCACCACACACACAUCCCUUAGACAUGGUAUAACACCAUCCAGCGCUCUGGACUCACCCGUCGUCGACCAGCAAUCGUAAUCAUGGCACGUGAACCGGAAGAGAAACAAGAAGCUGCUGCUGCGACGGUGGCAGCAGCAGCAGCUGCAGCCCAUGACGACGACCAGGAAAGACCGCCCGUCGUCGUGCCAGACAAGAACUACGGCUUCCCCCGCGACGCCUUCGACCCCUCCCUCCUGCCGGACAUCGACGUCGACUUCCUCUCCGCCGAGGACCGCGAGGCCUUUGUCCAGGCCCUGUCCGCCCCGGACCCGGCCCACAGCACCGAGGACGUCUCCACCAUCCGCCUGGGCAGCCCCGUCCCGGGGAGCGCGGGCCCGGGCCGCAGUAGCUUCGAUAACAGCGUCACGCGCCGGCAGUCGACCGCGGUGGUGCCCGACCUGGGAGGAGGGGGGCGCGACGAUAAUAACAAGGAGGACCCCCAGGAGGUGGCUGCGCACGCGGCGGCUGCGGCGGCCGAUGUCUCCGCGCCGUCGUCGUUGGCUAAUGGGAAUAAUGUCCGUGGCAACGGGAGUGCGCAGCAGCAGCAGCGGAACAGCCUGUUCAUCACAGCGCAGAACGACUGGGCGCCGGUACACGAGAGGAUCCCGAGGUCCGCCACGUCAGGCGGCGGCGGCGGCGGCAACGGUGCCGCGGGCGCGAAAGAGAGGCACGGCAAGCGGCGGCACAAGCGGCCACGGGCGGCGCGGCCCGGGCGGCGCACCAAGGACGAGACGCGCGAGGGCUACCUGUACGGGCUGCUCAAGUGGCCGUUCCUGCUGUUCGUGAGCGGGUGGGUGCUGGGCCUGGCGCUGGCGUACGUGCUGACGAGGUACUACAUCUGGUUCUACGAGUACUUCAUCAGCUGGCGCGGCACUCGCGAGCGGCUGCGGCGCAACAUGCGCGCCACCGGCAGCUACCGCGAGUGGCGCGCCGCCGCCCGCGAGCUCGACGGCUUCCUCGGCAACUCGGCCUGGCGCGAGACCAACGAGUUUGCCUACUACGACUGGAAGACGGUCCGCCGCGUGUGGGACAGCCUCAAGAAGAGCCGCGAGAGGGCCCAGGCCGUCGAGCGCAGGAUCGAGCAGGGCGAGGCCGUCGAGAGCGACGAGCGCGCCGACGGCGAGAAGGCCGUCGAGGCGCUGCGGGCCCUCCUGGCCGCGUGCGUCAAGAAUAACUUUGUCGGCGUCGAGAACCCGCGGUUGUACUCGCAGACUUACUACGGCACCAAGAACCUGGUGCAGAACCACGUCGACGAAGUGGAGAAGAGCCUCAAGUUCAUCCUGGACACGAAGCAGAUGAGGCUCGAGGACAAGCGUGAGCUGUUUAGGAGCCUGCACGGGAACUACGGCCGGACAGCCCUCUGCCUGUCAGGAGGCGCAACCUUUGCAUACUACCACUUCGGCGUGGUCAAGGCGCUGCUGGAGGAGGACCUCCUGCCGGACGUGAUCACGGGCACGAGCGGUGGCGCCCUGGUGGCGGGACUGGUGGCCACACGAACCAACGAGGAGCUCAAGCAGCUGCUGGUGCCCGCGCUGGCGAGCAAGAUCACGGCGUGCUCGGAGCCGUUCACGACGUGGUUCCGGCGGUGGUACCGCACGGGGGCGCGGUUCGACUCGGUCGACUGGGCGCGGCAGUGCGCGUGGUGGACGCACGGGUCCAUGACGUUCCGCGAGGCCUACGAGCGCACGGGUCGCAUCCUCAACGUGUCGUGCGUGCCCGCGGACCCGCACAGCCCGACGAUGCUGUGCAACUACCUGACGAGCCCGGACUGCGUCGUGUGGUCGGCGGUGAUCGCGUCGGCGGCCGUCCCGGGGAUCCUCAACCCGGUCGUGCUGAUGAUGAAGCAGCGCGACGGGACGCUGGUCCCGUACUCGUUCGGGCACAAGUGGAAGGACGGCAGCCUGCGCACCGACAUACCCGUCAAGGCGCUCAACCUGCACUUCAACGUCAACUUCACCAUCGUGUCGCAGGUGAACCCGCACAUCAACCUCUUCUUCUUCAGCUCGCGCGGGUCCGUGGGCCAGCCCGUCACGCACCGCCGCGGCCGCGGCUGGCGCGGCGGCUUCCUCGGGUCCGCGGCCGAGCAGUACAUCAAGCUCGACCUGACCAAGUGGCUCAAGAUCCUGCGCCAGCUCGAGCUCCUCCCCCGCCCGAUGGGCCAGGACUGGAGCCAGGUCUGGCUGCAGGCCGGGUUCGGCGGCACCAUCACCAUCUGGCCGCGCAGCAUCGCCAUGGACUUUGUGCACAUCCUGUCGGACCCGACGCCCGCGCGCCUGGCGCGCAUGAUCCACGAGGGCCAGCAGAGCGCCUUCCCCACGCUCAAGUUCGUCGCCAACCGCCUCAAGGUCGAGCGGCUCGUCGAGAUGGGCCGCCGGCGGACGAGGGGGCUCGACAUCGACACGGGCGGCGGCGGGGCCAGGGGCAGGGACAGCAUCAUCGACGACGAGGAGCUGAGGAUGUUCCUGCGGGGCCGCGCCGGGGGGGCUCCUGCCGGUGGUGCUGGUGGUGGUGCCAAGGGCGCUGUCGCGGACGCCUUGGGCUUGGGGCCCAGCAGCGUCACUGCCACCGAGGACGAGGGGACCACGGCUGACGAGAUGGAUGUUUCGUUUGAGGAGACUGCGGUCGUUGAUGAGGAGGAUGAGGAGGAUGAGGAGGAGGAGGAUGACGAAGACGAAGACGGCGAGGGGCGGUAUGAGGGGGAAGGGGAUGACGAUGGGCGGUUUGCGUACUCGUCUCCUGUCGCGAGCGGGGGCGAGGAGGAGGUGCUUGAGAGCGUGGAGGGUGCUGGGGACGGGGACGGGGAGCGGAGUGCGCUGCUUGAGGCGUCUUGAUGAUGUCAAGGAGCAGCAGUAGGGCAUGCGUGGAGUGGGAUGGACGGUUAGGAGCCGGGGGUUGCUGUCGUUUGGUGAGCGCUCGGGCGGCUAUAGGUUGUCUUGUUGUUGUUGUUUGUUGUUGUUGUAUCCUGCAUUGGAUGGGCCCCGUUGUGGUUUUCUGCUUUCCUGGGUAUCGACAUACAUGGCAUGGAGUUUUUCGAGUACCCCUCCCUCCCCCUCUGGGGGGUCCAAAUAGAUAUCAUGGGCAGAGGGGGAAGACGAGACGGGCCGGCGGUGUUCCGUGGCGUUUUUCAGUCUGUUGUUUUGUUUUGUACUUGUAUUUGUAUUUGGCUAGUGAGUGGUAUAGCUACUUACAUAAGCAGGAGGAUAAAUAUUAUUUAGUAUUGGAAAUGUGUGUGUGUGUGCCAUUUGUUUGCCUUGUGCGAGGGUCUCUCUCCUCUUGUUGAUGCUGAUGUUGAUUUCCAGAGCGGUUGAUGCCCAGAGCGUCCGAUGGAGAGGCGUGUAAGCAAGGUCCAUUCACGAGCAAUUCGGGUCUCUGACUUGCCAGUAGACUUGGCUGUGUCGUGGAUAAUCAGGCAAACAAGCACCCAAUCUGUAACCGGGCCUUGGGUUUUG
This is a messenger RNA of Diaporthe batatas, 3887 nucleotides long. RefSeq lists its product as uncharacterized. The transcript has 2 exons. The record is from RefSeq and is a predicted model, not a curated record. The coding region runs from base 480 to 3269 and encodes 929 amino acids. NCBI's taxonomy places the organism in Eukaryota, Fungi, Ascomycota, Sordariomycetes, Diaporthales, Diaporthaceae. Gene Ontology annotation, biological process: lipid metabolic process. Gene Ontology annotation, molecular function: triacylglycerol lipase activity.